GUUACUGUUGAAUACGCAAGCCCAACUUCCCUUGAUUACUUUUGGUCAAUUCCCAAAACGUGAGUUGUUUACCAAGAUCAUAUCUUUCAUACAAAGUAGGAAAAAAGUUGGCAACCCGCACAACCCAUCUGCCUUGGUUUUCUCGACAAAUUCUGCACUAUAAACCACGCCCAUGAUCCAUCCCUCUUCCCGCAGGCUCAGGCUCAUUGAAACUUGAAAGUAGAUAGAACUUCCUCAUUUGACGUCGAUCACAACCAUUUUGUCACCAGAGAAACAAGAUCAAACCCACAUCCAGAUCCAUAUCUGAUGGCAGGAAGGAGGAUGGAGAUGGCUAUGAUUACCACGGUGCUAUUGGCCAGUCUCUGGGCAGGAGCCGUGGCUCAAUCCAGUUGCACCAAUGUACUCAUAAGCUUGUCCCCCUGCCUAAACUACAUCACAGGAAAUUCUUCAACCCCAGGCUCCGGAUGCUGCACCCAGCUCGCCAGUGUGGUCAAGUCACAGCCACAGUGCCUCUGCGAGGCCCUAACCGGCGGCGGCUCGUCGCUUGGUCUCAACAUUAACAAAACUCUGGCUUUGGAGCUCCCAAAUGCCUGCAAUGUCCAGACACCCUCUAUCAACCGCUGCAAUGGUGCUUCUCCAGCCGAGUCCCCUGCAGGAACAUCAAGCUCUCCAACAGCUCCUUCAGGAUCUGGUUCUAAGACAAUACCGUCCGCUGAUGGAGGCUCAUCAGAUGGAACUUCUACCAAUUCAGAGGGGACUUCUACCAAACUGCAGAUCUCUUUGCUUUUCUUCUUGCUCUUUGUUGCGUCAUAUGUGUCGAUCUCUGCCACCAUAUGAACGUUGACAUAAUCGAUCCGUCUCAUUGUGUCCAUCAGAUCUUCUGUUGCCAUUCGGCGUACUAUGAGAUUCCAUCAGUGUUGUAUCAUUUGAUUAUGCAUUUUUUUAUCUUUUAAGAGUUCUUUUCCCUGGAUAUGUAUCAAAUAUGGCUAGUUAGUUUUUUGAAGAGAGAGAGUUCUUGUAUGAGAUUGAACAAAUUGGUUUUCUUCACAGAUCAAAUAAAGAGGAUUUCUGGAUUGUUUGGGGAAUUACAA
Molecule: messenger RNA, 1091 nt
Organism: Malania oleifera
Lineage: Eukaryota; Viridiplantae; Streptophyta; Magnoliopsida; Santalales; Ximeniaceae
Product: non-specific lipid transfer protein GPI-anchored 5-like
Exons: 3
Coding region: 307-837 (176 amino acids)
Biological process (GO): lipid transport
Molecular function (GO): lipid binding
Source: RefSeq, a predicted model, not a curated record